GGAAGGAGCUGUUGGCCUGGCGCAUGCUUAGGAGGGGUGGAGUUUCCCCCUCCCCAACAGGAGAUCACAGUUGGUCUCAUCGGGCCUGAGCUGGCAUGUGACGGGGCCUUGGCAUGAUCUGGUGGGGCCUUGGCGUGGUCUAAUGCUGCAGACUUGUGAUGAGGCCUUGGCAUGACUGGUGGUGCCAGCUGAACUGAACCUUCCUCCCUGCUUUGAGCAGUGAUGGUGCUGCUUGUCCGGACAGAGUGGCCCCUACCUGGCUGCGAUGCCCUUUGGGAUGAGGGUUCCAUCGAGCUCCUCCAUAGGCUGAGGUACUUUAACUUCCUGGAGACUGUAACUAACAACUGAGUUGGAGGCGGGUUGGAGGAGUGAGUGAUGCAGAGACAGGGAGCAAGUGCCAGAGUCCCCUGCACCCUUUGAAGGCUGUGACCUCCCCCUCCCUCUGCCUGUGCCUGCUUGCGGCCUUCAAGGACCAUCCAUAGGAGACCCAGCAAGGAGGAGAAGAUGCCGCUGCACCGCUCUGCCUUGAGCAACCGCUCUGACAGCAGUGACUUGGACCUGGAAGGCAUUGCUGAGAGCGAGCUGGCCAAGAUACAACGCCAGUUCCGCCUGCUAGAGGGUGACCGCCGUGCCUAUGCCCAGGAGUCGCAGGAGACCAUCCGCAGGCAGCUGGCUGAAAUCCACAGGCUGGAGAAGGAGCAGGAAGGGCUGCUGAAGGAGCUGCAGCUGGCAGAGAGCAGGGCCAACCAGCUGCGGGAGCGGGCACAGGCAGGCAGCUUGCGCACCAUGCUGCAGCACAAGGACCAGACUCAGGAGCAGGUGGCCCAGGAGAGGAGGACACUGGCAUGUCUGGAUCUGGAGAUCCAGAGCUGGGAAAAGCGGCUGGCGGAGCUGCAGAGGCAUGCGGGCAGUGCCGGCAUCACUGAGCGGGACAAAGCCCAGAUACAGAAGAAGGUGCAGACCCUGGAGAACCAGCUGAACAGGACCUUGGCCAAGUUCAACUCCCAGCUGGUGCUGAACGCCCACCUGCGUGAGGAGCUGGAAACCAUGCGCAUUGAGCACAGCCGCUUUCAGCAGCUCUGCCGACGGCUGGAGAGGGAGGCGCAUGAGAAGCGAAAGGAGAUUGGAGCUGUGAUCGACACAUCCUCCAUGGCUUAUGAUGCCAGGGAUGAGGCACAGGCCAAGCUGGGGCAGCUGCGGGAAAAGGCGGAGAAGGAUGUGGCACAGCAUGGGGCUGAAAUGAAAGAGCUGCAGCGGGUGCUGGACCACGACAGGCGUCUCCACCAAUUUCUGGCCAUCAAGGCACAGGAGCGGAGCCUUACCCAGGAGGCGCUGGAGGCCCGGCAGCGGAGAGCCCAGGAGUUGGCUGAGGGGAAGCGCCGUGACCCUGAGGAAGAGCUAUUGGAAUCCUAUGAAGAUGCUUUCAGGCAGCUGCGGGAACUGAAGGGGCAGGAUGACCUGGACCUGCUGGUGGAAAAGUUCCUAGAAGAGGAAGAUCAAAACUUCGCUGAAUUCAACUACAUCAAUGAGCAGAACAGUGAGCUGGAGUGGCUGGGGGAGCACAUCACUCAGCUGCAGCAGGAGAUUGUGGCAGCCCAGGCACAGGAGGAGUGGGCAGAGCGGGAGCACCGGGCAGAGCUCCGGGCUGUAGAGACCAAGCAAGAGGCAGCUGUGCAAGAGGCCGAGCACCUGCUUGCCAAGGAGAAGGAGAUCAUCAAGACCCUGGAGCAUGUUAAGGCAGGCAUUAGGGAGCUGUUUGAGGAGCUGGGCUGUGAUCGGACAGGGUUGGACGAGGUGCUGGGGGGUGGGACCGUGGUGCGUGACUCCACCUUGCUGCUCUUCCUGGGGCGGAUUGAGCAACGAGCCACUGAGCUGCUGGCCAUGCGCUCCUACCUGGCCUCCAAGAACUUUGAUGACUCUUACAACCCCUCGGAGACAGCACGGCUGCUGCUGGGGCAGACGGAGGGUGUCCCUACCCUGCCCUGCCCCCCACGACCUCCCACUGCCAGGGAAGACCAUGACACUGAGGAGGCCCUGACAGAUGGGAGCGAGGAAGAGGAGAGACCCCUCACCCACAGUGAGCUGAGGGAGCGCAUCCUCCAGGAGGUGCUGAGCCGGGAGGAGACACUUCCCUCCAAGAGGAGCCUGGACCCAGAGCAGGCUGAGGGGUGUGCACUGCACCCCAUGAAGGCUUGACCUGAGGGCUGAGGUCUCGGGCUCCGGGUAUGGAACAGCCAGUGUGCUGGGCAGAUUGACGUGGGGACAGCUCUUCCAUCCCAACGCCAGGGGCCCCCCAUCUCUGGUUCCACUUCUCUCCCCCAGGGCUGGACCCUCCCCUCCGACACUACCUGGGGCCUGGCCUGCCUGUAUCCUGGACUUGCAGGUGCAGGGGGUAGCCCCCAUUUCUGCCUAUAGCUCCACACGCCUACCUACCCACCCUGUUCCUGCAGGAGUGGCCGAUUCCCUGGCCCGCCAACAAGGACCUGGGCAUCUGGGGGGCCCUGGCCUCUGGGAUCCCCCUUCUCUGACAAUCUUGUCUCUAAUUCAAGCCCCCAGUUAAUCAUGGAUCAAAGCUAGUUCCUAUCCUUGGUGUGGCCCCUGGCAGGCCCUCCCCAGGGCAAGCACAGCAUAGGCACAAGGGCCCCUGGGACUGGCUUGUUUCUGCCCUCCCUGGCAGGGCCUUUGAGCAGGGCUUGCUGUAUCAGUGCUGUCACCAUACAUGGAGCAGGAAUAAAUGUCCCCAGCAACA
Molecule: messenger RNA, 2749 nt
Organism: Alligator sinensis (Chinese alligator)
Lineage: Eukaryota; Metazoa; Chordata; Crocodylia; Alligatoridae
Gene: ODAD1
Product: coiled-coil domain containing 114
Exons: 17
Coding region: 505-2196 (563 amino acids)
Biological process (GO): cilium movement; outer dynein arm assembly
Cellular component (GO): axoneme
Source: RefSeq, a predicted model, not a curated record